Molecule: messenger RNA, 5100 nt
Organism: Anguilla rostrata (American eel)
Lineage: Eukaryota; Metazoa; Chordata; Actinopteri; Anguilliformes; Anguillidae
Gene: gria4a
Product: glutamate receptor, ionotropic, AMPA 4a
Exons: 10
Coding region: 205-1506 (433 amino acids)
Biological process (GO): modulation of chemical synaptic transmission; synaptic transmission, glutamatergic; monoatomic ion transport
Cellular component (GO): plasma membrane; dendritic spine; AMPA glutamate receptor complex
Molecular function (GO): transmitter-gated monoatomic ion channel activity involved in regulation of postsynaptic membrane potential; AMPA glutamate receptor activity
Source: RefSeq, a predicted model, not a curated record
CCAUGCAGCCACUAGACGCUCUUCACCACUGGCGAGUCUCUCCCCCAUCUUGCAUGUGAAACAUUUACCGCCGGACAGAGCCUUUCGGGCGGCUGUGGACACUGCAGGGAAAAACACGGAAUGGAUUGCUAAAACUCGGUUUCUCCUGUCUUUUCCCGCGUGUCAUCAUCCUCAAUGUCUCUCAACAGUUUUUAACUAAACAAAAUGAGGAUUACUUACCAACAGCUUCUCUUGCUAUUUUCUGGCUUUUGGGGACUGGCAAUGGGUGCUUUUCCAAGCAGUGUUCAAAUUGGCGGACUGUUCAUCAGAAACACAGAUCAGGAAUACACUGCGUUUCGUUUAGCAAUCUUUCUGCACAACACCAGUCCCAAUGCCACGGAAGCGCCUUUCAAUCUGGUCCCUCACGUGGACAACAUCGAAACAGCCAACAGCUUCGCUGUGACCAACGCCUUCUGCUCACAGUAUUCCCGCGGGGUCUUCGCCAUCUUCGGCCUGUACGACAAGCGGUCGGUGCACACCCUCACCUCCUUCUGCAGUGCGCUGCACAUCUCGCUCAUCACGCCCAGCUUCCCCACGGAGGGCGAGAGCCAGUUCGUCCUGCAGCUGCGGCCCUCCAUCCGGGGCGCCCUGCUCAGCCUGCUCGACCACUACGACUGGAACCGCUUCGUCUUCCUCUACGACACAGACCGAGGAUAUGCUAUUCUCCAGGCCAUCAUGGAGCGGGCGGGGCAGAAUGGCUGGCAGGUCAGUGCCAUAUGUGUGGAGAACUUCAACGAUGCCAGCUACCGGCGCCUCCUGGAGGACCUCGACCGGCGUCAGGAGAAGAAGUUUGUCAUCGACCUGGAGCCCGAGAGGCUUCAGAACAUUCUGGAACAGAUUGUCAGUGUUGGGAAACAUGUCAAAGGAUACCACUACAUCAUGGCAAACUUGGGGUUUAAGGACAUCUCCCUCGAGCGGUUUAUGCACGGCGGGGCCAACGUGACGGGUUUCCAGCUGGUGGACUUCGGCACGCCGAUGGUCAUCAAGCUCAUGCAGCGCUGGAACAAGCUGGACCAGAGGGAGUACCCGGGUUCUGAGAGCCCGCCCAAGUACACGUCCGCACUGACAUACGAUGGAGUGCUGGUGAUGGCAGAGGCCUUCCGGAACCUUCGGAGGCAGAAGAUUGACAUUUCUCGCAGGGGGAAUGCAGGGGACUGCCUGGCCAAUCCGGCCGCUCCCUGGAACCAGGGGAUUGACAUGGAGCGUACCCUUAAGCAGGUGCGAAUCCAAGGCCUAACAGGAAAUGUCCAAUUUGACCAUUACGGGCGCAGAGUGAAUUACACCAUGGACGUGUUUGAGCUAAAAAGCAACGGACCGCGGAAGAUUGGUUACUGGAAUGAUAUUGACAAGCUGGUUCUGGUCCAAAACGAAAUACUGCUUCCCAAUGAGACUUCGGCCUUGGAGAAUCGAACAGUCGUCGUGACAACGAUAAUGCCUCUCAUGAAGAACCCCUUAUUAAGACAUUGAACAGGAGGACAGAUUUGCAGCCAUGCCCGAAGGCUGUAAACCUUCUUACACACCAGGUUUUAUGGGGACUGGCACCAGUCCACACUGUACCGGACUGUACUGGACUGUGCGUCUUCGGGCAGACAAAGGAACGCGGCCAAACUGCUCUGCAUGUGUGCGGUGAUGUCAUCACUCUUACAGCCACAACCCUUUGGACAAUUUGUUGCACAGAAAUAAAUCCCAGAAUCCUUUGUUUUUGUAUGUUUUAUUUGUUCCCACCAAGUUCAUGUUUUCUUAUCUUUCAAAAUGCCUCCAUUGACAGAAUGAGUGUGAAAUACUCAAAGGUGCAUCAUGGCUGUCAGUGUUCUGGAAAUGUCACAAUGGCCUCAGUGAUUCAUAAAAUGGCCUUCUCUUCUCUGAAUGAUAUGUCCUUCAAAAGUCAGCUAUUGUGUAGAGUUUUUUCAAGAUUCUUAAAUGCAACUGCUCAUCCCAUUUAGGAUGCCAUUUGUAUGGGUGUGUAUCUGCAGCAAUGUUCCAUUCUCUUGCAAUAUGGAGGCAAUUUGUUUAUGAUUUCAAAAAAAAUGUGCUGAUUUGUUUUGUCUAUUGGCUUGAAUAAUGUGGCAUUAUUAUGAACCUGUGCAGUACAUGAUAAGAUAAGCCAAUGGAGACUUACAUUGGCUCCUCCCAAUUAGCAGAUUAUUCUGUAUUUGUUUUUGUUGUGUGUAUUUCUGUGCUUUUUUUGUGGUGCUGUUUAAAACACUACCCAAAGAUGGGUGCGACAGUCUUUAAAGUGUUCAUUUGCACUUCAAUAGGUAUGAAAGCUGCUAUUUUGAAAGCCAUUUUUCAAAAGUAUAUGAGCAGGACUGCACUCCUGUUCUCUCUUCCUGUUGUGUUUUGUUUUCUGCUUUUUGCUUGCGAAGGUAAAACUCAAAAGCGUGCGUCAGAUAUCGUAUCGCCAAUGUCGGGUCAGUAAAUACUGCUUCAUCCAAAUGUGGCAAAACACAUUUCAUCAAGGGUACUGAGGUGAUGGAUUCAAAAUAGCUUUUCGUUCAUGCUCUUAAAAAAAGGUAGGAUGUCACUGAGUCUGUCAAAAAAUAAAGCCUGUUUUCUGUGCCCUGUAAACCCGCUUUCUCCUUUGUUCAUUCUAAAUCUGAUCUGGUGUGAUGGAUUCAGCUGGACAUAGAGAAAUUGCUACAGAUGCAGAGUGCUGUUCAGCUGUGCUCCAGUCAGUCUUAGUGGAGUGUGUGGGAGCCAAUCACCUCCCUGUCUCAAAGUAUCACUGUAAAGGCUGUAGAAUGAGAUGGGAACUAUGGGGGCUUGCUGUUCUGGCGCACGCACCCACGACCAGACAAAAUUCAUCAUUAUUCCAUCUGUGAAUGCUUGCACGCAGUAUGCUUAUGCAUGGUAAUUGCAAAAAUGACUUGCCGGCACCAGACAGGAAAUUAAAGUUUGGUCAAGUGCAAGUUCAAAAGUACUUGUUUGUUGAGGAUAAUACACAAUGAAAAUUAAAGACAUAUUUUAUAUAUUUUUUGGUCGAUACCAGCUAAUUUCAAAUUGAUUUGUUGUGUGUUGUUUAUACUCCAUAACUCUCCAAGCCACACCAUGGGCUGUGUUGCAUGAACACGCAAGAUUUUGAGAUCUCUGUGACUGGAGUUGACGAGUUUGUGGUGUGCUGAUUAAUUAGGCAUCCACCCCAGGCCCUUUGUGAAAAAUAGUGGUGGGACCGUUCCUGUUGCAGCAUCCCAGGUCAGCUUAUUCAUCUGUGUGUCUGCCUGUAAGGUUAUUGGGUGGGUAUACCUGAUACCAGAUGUUGAACAUUACUUCCACCAUAGACUGGUAACAAAAGAAAAAAGAAAAACAAGUCAUUGACAAUUCAAAUGAAAACACAAUUGAUAUUUAAAAAUUAAUUAAACAUUUUUAUUUUUGGUGAGAAUGACCUUCCAUGUGCUCGCUGGUUAAUAUGGUGCGCGAUGGCACGUGUACACCGAUCAGCCACAACAUUAAAGCCACCUACCUAAUAUUGUGUAGGUCCCCCUCGUGCCGCGAAAACAGCUUGAGGGGGAUCUACACAAUAUUAGGCAGGUGGUUUUAAUGUUGCGGUCGAUCGUGUGCAGUAUGUGCGUUUGGUUGGAGGUUAAAUGCAUUUCAGAUGCAGAUGCAGCAGUUAGUGUUUUGUUGUGUGGACAUUUAAAAUCUGUUGUUUAAUUGGUGUAAUUAGUGUGAAAAAUUGCCACAAGCAAUGUGUGAUCUCCUUAUGACAAUCAUUAAAGCAAAGCCGGAAGAGUGUUCUUAUUCUGUGUGGAGGUGCAAUAGAAUAUUUAUGAUGGAAUAUUACAUGGAAAAUGCCAUUUCCUCGCUACCAGAUGAUCCCAAACCCCCUUUGCACCCCUUGGCCACUCCAGCUCAAGAGAAUUAGUGUGUCAUUGGGAAUGUGGUUUGGGAAAACCAAACAGCUCGUUAAACUGUUAAGCUUGCAAAGGCAAGUUUAAUCACUGCCAGUGGUACAAUAACUUACUGUGGGCAUAACAGCUUAAUCUGGAGUUUGCUUUUAGUUUCUGCUGUUCAAUUAUAUUGAGGAAAAGGAAGCUGCCCUCUUCUGUCAUUGCUCAUGGACUGAUCAGAAUUGCUCCUUGAUUGCCUGCACAGUCACACAUAUUUACUGCACAUGUUUAACUGCGCAUUUUCUGAUGCGUUUUUAAUUAUUAAAAUGAUAAAUUAUAUAAAUAUAUAAAAAUAUAGAAAUUAUGCUCUUCUGCAUAUCUGGCUAUGGCACACUGGCAGAUUCUGUUUUGGAGCCUUAAUGCUGAAUGCAUUUUGCCAUUUAUUUAAUGCACAUCUAUGGAUCCAGUGAUGUUUGACAGCUGAAUGUAUCUGAGUUUUGAACACAAAAUGUGAAUCAUUGGUGGACUGCACCCUCUGCAUGAAACAAUAUAUUGUGUCACUUAUAUCAGUGCUUUUUCACUGCCUGUUUUAUGUGUAAUCAACGGCAGCUAUUUAUUUGAACAAAGACUUCUUUUUUUGUUUUUCCUAUUAUGCUCUUGUAAACUGCAGAAUGCUCGAUGUUACUCCUUUUAGGAGGUGUGUGGUUCCAAUGCGGUUUAACAGCUAUUGGUUAUUUUGGGCCUUUAUAGACAGCCCAUUCUAGACUGUGCAGAAUUCUUUUGUUAUUCACACAAAAACUGUUUGCAGCAAAAAUUUCUGGAACGGAAGUCAGGGCCUGAGUUGAAUAUUAUCUGUUUGCUCAGGGUUAACUAGAGAAUGGCAGGGUAAAUACAAUCAUGCAUUUGACACACACUUGCACACGUGCACACACACACACACACACACACACACACACACACGCACAUAUCUGAAGGAAUAAAAGCAAACUGGUUGAAGUCUUGCCACAUCUCAAUGCAAUUCUGUGUACUUGCUAUGGUUAUCCUUGGGUUUUUUUAUGUGAGAAAGGAUGACAAUAACAAAGGUCAUAGGGAGAAAUUAAGGUGUUGUAUAAUAAAAUGUAUUGGUUAGUUCCAUUGUAAUGCAUAUUGUCUAUUAUGCAUGCCAUACAUUGUUAUUUUUGAAUACAGUACAUGCUACAAUAAAUGCAGAAAAUAAAAAAGUGAAAGAGGUCAU